UUUGCCUAAAGUCACUGAGCCUAUACAGACAGUUCAGAUAGGAAGAUGAAAGGACCUACAAGCUAUAGCUUCUACAUUUUGAUUCUGUCUCUGGUUCUGGCUAGCACAGUUACCAGUCAUUAUCAUGAAUGUCCUCAUGACAAACUGCCAACAAAAAAGUUUUUGAUUCGUACACACUUGGAAGGCUCUACUGAUAAAGCUACAAAGAAUGUUGGAGGAGAUGAUGGUUUUAAUCAACCAAUUCGCAUCAAUAUUCAUUAUAACUUUAGUAUUUUUGGAGUAUUAACUGAGGACAAACAAGAGCAAGUCAAGACUAUCAUGGGUCAAGUAAAAGAAAAUCUUGAGUCAAUCCUUACAGUGAGAAGAACUCCAUCCCCACUUCGAUUACGAAGAGCUUGUGACGGUGACAAUCCAUUUAUUCUAACAGGCCCAACUGAGCCAUGCUUUAAUCGAUGCUCAAAUAAUUCUGCUAUUUGUAGUUUUUUUCCAGUACCAUCAGAUCAUUUACAGCGUUGUGUUGAGUGCAAUGGAGAUCGUAGCAAUUGUGUUGAGGCUUACAGUGAUGGACCUGGCCUUGAAGAUACAGAUCUUGCUUUGUAUGUGUAUGGAGUUAGCCUGUUUUGUGGUGCUAGCACUAUUGCUUAUGCCUCAUCCUGCCAAUUGGAAGAUCAAUAUGACAGGCCUAUAGCAGGAAUUAUUAAUUUCUGCCCAUCUAAUAUUGAUGAUGAUGAAGAGGUUUUCCAGGUUGCAAAACAUGAAAUUUUUCAUGUGCUUGGAUUUUCAAGUAGCUUAUAUCCAUGGUACAGAGAUGAAAAUGGAAACCCAAGAACACGUAGAGAUGCCAAUGGUAAUCCACCUACUGAUGCCAAUGGUGAUUAUGUAGCAGAUGAAAGUACGGUUAAAAUGGUAAACUUAACUGACUGGCAGACAAGAUUUGGACCAACAAACAAAACAGUUACUCAAUUAGUUACUCCAAAAGUUGUGGAGGUUGGAAGGCGUCAUUUUAAUUGUAAUACUUUGGAGGGUGUUCAGUUAGAGGAUCAAGGUGGUGGUGGCACUGCUGGAUCACACUGGGAGAAAAGAUUACUAAAUUAUGAAGCUAUGACUGGUGUCAUAUCUCAAAAUAUUGCAUUCUCCAACUUCAGUUAUGCACUGUUAGAAGACAGUGGUUGGUAUAAAGUUGACUACAGCAAUGCAAGUAUAUUAGUCUGGGGACGUGGUGAUGGAUGUGGAUAUACAGCUGGUUCUUGUGGAGGAUAUAUUGACACAAAGAAAAGACAAAAUCAACCAAUAGCUCCAUUCUGCAAUUUCUUUAAUGAUGAAUUUAACCCUCAAAACCUAUCUUGCAAUAUAGAUAGGACAGCAGUUGCUUUUUGUAACCUUGUGGAUAAUUACUACUAUUAUUUAGAUGUAUCUAUACCUCCAGAAUAUCAGUAUUUUAAUUCGGGUGCAAAUUUUAACAGCUCAGCAUUUAGACUCCCAUUUUAUGGUGGAAUUGUUCAUACAGCAGACUUCUGUCCAUUUUAUUUUGAUUUACCGUUUAGGCAAGCACUUGAAGGCAUAUGUAGGAAAGGGAUCCCUUUAACUGAUAGUAAUGAAGCAGCAGAGACAUAUGGGCCUAGGUCACGUUGUGUGGAUCACUCUGGAAAGUGGCAAAUCACUAAUGGCUCAAACACAUACACUGCCCAAUACAGUGCUGGAUGCUAUGAGUACCAAUGCUCCAAUAGUGUUGUUACUAUAAUGAUUUUUGGGCAAUCAUAUACCUGUAGUAGAGCUGGUCAAGUGAUACAAGUUGAUCAGACUGCAGAUGGUGUGAGGUAUCGUGGAGGGAUUGUGUGUCCAUCUUGUGUUGAGAUAUGCUACGAUGAUUUUGAAAAUUGCCCAGAAGCUGCUGAGUUAUAUGGAGAGUUUGCAAGUCCUGCUCCUCCUACUGACAGUGUUGGAAGUCUGCUGCCAAUGGUCGGGUUGCUUUUUGUAGCCAUCUUUGCCUCUUUUGCCGUCAACUAUUAAACUUUAUUAGUGGUCUGUGUGUGCCUGUAGUAGUAGUGGUAGUAGAGACUAGUAGUAGUUUUUAGAAACUUUUUAGAGUUUCUAUUUUGCUUUUAAAAAGAUGUUUUGAAUAUUUGA
This is a messenger RNA of Amphimedon queenslandica, 2127 nucleotides long. RefSeq names its product leishmanolysin-like peptidase. Gene Ontology annotation, biological process: proteolysis; cell adhesion. The coding region runs from base 46 to 2010 and encodes 654 amino acids. Gene Ontology annotation, molecular function: metalloendopeptidase activity. The record is from RefSeq and is a predicted model, not a curated record. The transcript is spliced from 20 exons. Gene Ontology annotation, cellular component: membrane; cytoplasm. Lineage: Eukaryota; Metazoa; Porifera; Demospongiae; Haplosclerida; Niphatidae.